Gilbertella persicaria is the source of this 1463-nucleotide messenger RNA. RefSeq lists its product as uncharacterized. NCBI's taxonomy places the organism in Eukaryota, Fungi, Mucoromycota, Mucoromycetes, Mucorales, Choanephoraceae. The record is from RefSeq and is a predicted model, not a curated record. Gene Ontology annotation, molecular function: protein binding. Bases 42 to 1055 code for a protein of 337 amino acids. The transcript is spliced from 4 exons.
CGUACGCACAUACAUACUCUUUCUUUUCCCUUUUUUAAAAAAUGAACUGUAAUUUAGUCUAUGAAUAUGAUCAAGUAGAUUGGUUAGACACAGAUGCUUCUGAAGAUGAAGAUUACUUACCUCAAUUUCCUCGUCAAGAAAAAGAAGAGUUUCCUAUUGUCCCAUCGAUUGAAAAAUACAACCAACAAAAGUAUUGUAUUGAACAUACAAGUAGUAUAAGUAGCAUAAGUAGUAUUAGUGAAGACGAUGUGGAUGAUUUCUCAGACAGAAAGCGAGGUCGCAUGAAUUCAAUGAGCUGGGAUACAAAUGAUACUAGGCGAAAAAAGAAAUCUAACGAAACGCCCCUCUCCAAAGUACGCAAAGCCAUUGAUAAUGUCGUCGAUAAUGGUAUAGAACAAGUGGAUAUUAGCAAUAUUGAACUGGAAGAUAUACCAGACGAAAUUGGUGAACUUGCUUAUGUGACUGUACUACACAACGACAUUGUAAAAUCAGCUUCUUUACAACUCUUUUUAUACAACAAUCGUAUUCAUACACUGAGUCCUGUGUUAUUCAGACUCAAGAAUCUAACUGUCCUCAGUCUUCGCAACAACUGUUUGGAGACAAUUCCACCUGAUAUUGCCUUACUUGAAAACCUGAUUGAACUCUCCUUGGGAAACAAUCACUUGAAAUAUAUACCUGCUGAAUUAUUACGCUUAAAGAAACUGACAACCUUAUCUUUAUUUCCCAACCCUUAUCUUCAGUCCCAACAGAAACAAGUGAAUUUCACAAGCCUUAAAGAAAUCUGUACACGCAUUAUUUUAAACCAGUCCUCUCAUACCUCUUCUCUUGAUGGCUUAAUACCAGAAGAUAUCCUGUUAUCUUUCCAAACCAUCUCUGUUGCUCAUUAUUGUGAAAACUGUAAAUUGUUAUUUCAUUCACCCUGUGUUGAGGAAGUCAUUUGGCAGCCUGUGUUGGGUAAUCCAAAUAUUCCUGUCAUGUAUCGAUUUUGUUCAACUCAUUGUUCUCAAUCCAUUCAUCAAAUUACAAGUCAAGUGGCAUUCCAUCAUAUUACAUAAUAAAGAUCCUUGUCCGGGCAUAAUAAAAAAAAACAAGCCAAUCAUUAGAUGGAUGGAUGUUGGAUGCAAAACGGAUGCAGAUCAGGUGGGGUGACUGUAUUUCUAUGUUUGAAAUACCAAAGGAACCAAUCAUACUUUGAGAAUAGGCAAUGACGGGCUUUUUUCAAAUGUAAUUUGACCUUCAGACAGAGUUGCUUGUUUCUAUCUCUUUUCAAUUUUCUAAAUUUUUAAUAUGGUUAGUUUGCUCGUUCAAAAGCGUUUAGCUGCUUCUGUCCUCAAGUGUGGUCAACGUAAAAUCUGGUUAGACCCCAAUGAAGUCAAUGAAAUCUCCAAUGCCAACUCCCGUGCCAAUAUCCGUAAGCUCGUUAAGGAUGGUUUGAUUAUCCGUAAGCCUCAAGUCUCUCAAUC